CAUAAGGGAAAGAUCCGUUAAGCCUGAGGAGGAAGUGGCUGCUGUUUUCUGGAACAGACACCGUGGGGAUCAUUCCUGAGUGUCUCCUACUCUCCAGAAGAUGGACUUGAGUGGAAAGAAGUCUGCCAAAGCCUGAAGCCCCCCAGCCGUAAACAACCCCAAAUGGCCUCUGAAGAAGUUAACAAGGCAGAGCCACUGAGGGUCUCUGCGGACAGCACCCUGGGCGGCCAGGCCAAACCAGAGUGUGUGAAUAAUUCUGAUUACCAGCUCAUGGAGGGAUCACAGGAUCACCAGAAGGGAGUACUGCAGGCCCUUGGGGCGGUGCAGAUCCUGAAUGGAGUGGUGAUUCUGGCUUUGGGCAUUUUCCUGGGAUCCUCAGAGUUCCUGACCCACUUCUUCAGGCACUUCUUUUUUUUCACGUUCUACACAGGGUAUCCACUAUGGGGCAGUGUGUUUUUUAUUAGUUCAGGAUCCUUGACUGUUGUAGCAGGGAGAAAAUCCACAAGAAUGCUGAUGCAAAACAGUUUUGGAAUGAACAUCGCCAGUGCUACAAUUGCCUUCGUUGGGAUCGUUUUUCUCUUAAUACAUCUAGUACUAAAUAACCAGGCCUUCAGGAGUUGUCCGUCUUCCCGGUCUCCAGAUUUAUGCAAUUACCUGGGUUCCUCAUCAAAUGGCUUGGUGUCUCUAAUGCUCAUCUUCACUUUGCUGGAAUUGUGCAUAACUAUCUCCCUCUCAGCCAUGUGGUGCAAAGGAAACUGCUGUGAUUCAAGAGAGGAAAUUUCUUCACUUCCCAGUUCUAUGGAAUCAGGAAUACCUCCUAAUGAAGGUAAUUCGGAGAGCAUCAAAACUUAACCUCAAAUCUCCAAGGAAUCAGAGCUUCAUUCAGGAACUCAGGAAAACAUGAGCUGAUGAAACUCAAUCCUUCUCUCAUGGCACCAAUCAUGGAAACUUGGACUUAGGCUUUUCUGUCCUAAUCAUAAAUGCCUUUAGUGUGUUCUGGGUAUGGAUGAAUCAAUGUAUUUCUUUAUGAAUUCUUGGAUUUGUAACUUCUACUAUCACUACUCCAAAGUCAUUCCUUAAAAAUUAUUUCUCUUUCUUCUUCCUAUUUCAUCGUUUUAUGAGAUUUAAGGAAAGGAGCUAUUAUAAGCACUAUUUCAUGUUUUCUUCCUAAAAUCUCAUUUCAGACAACCUAGUAAGAAGGAAGAUGAGUCAGAUUUAUUUUUGCAGCACAGAAAUAUUCUUCUUGACUUUAGCCAACAGCAGCAUUACAAAAAUUGUCAAAUAAAAAAUGACCAUCACCACAUAUGUGAACUAUGACUUUGUUUUUCAUAAAAUAUGUGAAUUUAAAUUAUGAGUAGAAAUCGUAGCUAUUAGGAGGCCAUGAGAUAAGAUAGCCUAAGAAUUUAGCUGAAGGCCACACAGGAGAAAUUCAGAAAACGGAAGUCAGUUUAACCACACCUGAAAUUGAAUUUACACUUCUGACUCAACAAGACAUGAAUUUUGUUUUUAUUGUACAAAUGAUGCUUGUAGCAAAUAAUUUCUCUCCUGGCUUGGCUUUGCUUCAUUCACUUCUAUUGCUUUUAAAAAUAUUCCCAGUAAGGGCUUUCUCCAAAAAGAAUCUAAUGGAAAAUCCUAAUGAACGGUCUCCACUCAAUUCUUAUGGUACAUGAACAAUUUGAGAAGAUGUUGAAGUUUGUAACUUGUAAGACACUGAUAUUUAUGGACUUUGUCCUAUCUUCUUGUCUCAGAGUUUACCAGCAAGCUGGGAAAUCCAAGAAAUGAUGGUUGAUUUAUUGAUCCAUCCAUUCAAUGAAUAAUGAGUUUCACAUAUUUGGCAUUGUGUUGCAAAUUUGUAGAUUAAAUUAUAAGUUGUUAUUUUGAA
Marmota monax (woodchuck) is the source of this 1882-nucleotide messenger RNA. It is a transcript of the gene Ms4a3, whose product is annotated as membrane spanning 4-domains A3. The transcript has 7 exons. Gene Ontology annotation, cellular component: membrane. Bases 163 to 852 code for a protein of 229 amino acids. NCBI's taxonomy places the organism in Eukaryota, Metazoa, Chordata, Mammalia, Rodentia, Sciuridae. The record is from RefSeq and is a predicted model, not a curated record.